AUGGGACUGCUACAAAGAUUAUUCUUAUUUAAAAUUUUCAAAACUCGGAAAAGGAACACCCGUCUAAUUACUCUGUUGUUUGGCUGUGCCUUUUUUGUGGGUCUUCAUUACAUUCUCAAGUGGGAAGCAGCAGACAGUCAAGCAUUUUUUCAUAAUCUGGACAUAAAAAUUCCCAAGAACUUUGUCCCAGUAGGCAUCCGAGAAAGAGAAACAUUCCCUUCUGAAGGAGUCCCCCUUAUACCUAAAAUAAUUCAUCAGACUUGGAAAGACAUCCAUAUACCUCCUGAAUUUGAAGUAUGGAUCAAGUCCUGGCUGGAAAAGCAUCCGGACUGGGAGUACUGGCUGUGGACUGAUGAGAGUGCCAGGGAGCUUAUUAAAGAUAAAUACUCGCAUUUGUUGGACAUGUUCGAUGGCUACACAGAGCCAAUACGGCGGGCAGAUGCCUUGCGUUAUAUUGUCUUGUAUGAGUAUGGUGGAGUUUAUGUUGAUAUGGACAUGGAAGCUUUAUCAUCUCUAAACCCACUGAUACUGAAAUAUUCAUGUUUUAUUGGACAAGAACCAUACGAACACCCAGUUAUUGAUACAAACUUUGAACAACUUUUAAUCAAUGCUCUGAUCGGGUGUCGCAAGGGGCAUCCUUUUAUUAAGUUAUUAGUCGAUAAUCUACUUUCUUUUUCAAUCAUGUGGCAUUAUUUAGACAGCACGGGUCCUCACUUUGUCACGAUGAUAUACCGACAGUUUCAGUCGCAGAAUCUUCUACCUGCUGAUCACAAAGAUGGCGUCUAUGUAGCGCCAUCUGAAUACUUCUACCCGACCAUUGAUCCUGCAAAACUCCACUACAUGUUCACAAGAUGCAGCAAAGAGAGCAGACUGACUAAGCUGCAAGUUAAAGCAUGUAUCAAUUUAAAGUUUAAGAGUGUAAAAGAGAAUAACUAUGAUCCUCUUUCCAUAGCUUUUGCUAAUCAUCACUGGUUUCAUACUUAUCUGAAGAACAUGUUGCCAUCUAGGAGAUAUAAGUCAAUAUUCGAUAUUGUAUCCAGGGUUAAAAUUUAUGAAUAA
Molecule: messenger RNA, 1059 nt
Organism: Candidula unifasciata
Lineage: Eukaryota; Metazoa; Mollusca; Gastropoda; Stylommatophora; Geomitridae
Source: the annotation of a GenBank genome assembly